Messenger RNA from Paramuricea clavata, 2459 nucleotides. NCBI's taxonomy places the organism in Eukaryota, Metazoa, Cnidaria, Anthozoa, Malacalcyonacea, Plexauridae. The record is from the annotation of a GenBank genome assembly.
CAGUUAUUUCAAGGAAAGUUGGUGUGUUGCAUUGUUCCAUGAUCGUUUCAAAGAUUUGCGAGCGGAAAUACGCGAGAUUCUUUCCAACGUCAAGGUAAAUAUUAAAUGGUUGCUACGCUUGUUUUACUGAAAAGCAGAUUCUUACACUGUUGUUUUAUCCAUCUAUAGGGUCAUGAUUUAGAAAGUAUGAAAGACAAAGUGAAAAAGCUCAUUGACGAGGAUUUAGAGGUUUGUUAAAUAAUACCACGUCUGGAAGUCUUUUAUCUAAGAAUUCACUAAAGUACACACGUAAAUAUCUCACAACUUGUCAACAAGACGUGUUCGCAACAGGCUUGUAGCAAGCUUGUCAACAAGUUGUAACAAUACUGUUAUUUUAUCAAGUUGCUACAAGGUUGUCACUCACAACUUGUUGACAAACUGUUGAAUUGCAGGACGAUAACAAGUUGUUGGAACAACUUGUAACAAGUCUGUUGAGCUCAACAACCUUGUAGCAACAAGCCGUUGACAACUUGUCAACAAGCUGGGAACAAGCAGUGCGAACACAUCCUGUUGACAAGUUGUUGGAACAGCAUUGCUACAGGUCUGCUGCAGUUUGUUACAACUUGUGUUGUGCGUUUUUAUGUGUGGGGACGGAAACCUCGUCUGAAGAAAAUCGUCUAACUUUCCCGUUGUUCAUUUACCGAGUUUCUUUUCUUAAUUAAAUGCCCAUUUCCACUCAGGAAAAUUUUCCGCGGAAAGAAAGUUUUGUAAAAUGUGAUUGGCCGACACAAAUUUUCCGUCGGAAAAAAAUUUUGAAGUUUUAACAAUGAUAUUUUCAGAAAAUUUUCUGUCCGUCGACAUUUUUCUUGAGUGGAAAUCGUGUAAUCCAGAAGACUUUAACAUGUGUAUUUUCUAUGUUUAGUUAUCACCAGCAGACCGUGAUAGUUUACACAGCAGUUACAUGAAGUCACCAGCAAGAACGGAGAUUGAGAAAACGUUGUUAAACUUCCUUACGUACAACUCUGCUCACUUGCCAAUGUACGCCAAGCCCGAGAUGGUGUGAUGUGUCCUGUGGUGUCACGUAUCCUUGUAAAUUGUGUAAAAUAUAUGAAUUUAAUAUUUAUGUGAAUUUGUAAGAUUGGGAAAACCGCCGUGUUGAAAUAUAGUUCAGUUUUGGUCAAACUAUGGGGCUUUUGGUUACUUGGCUGAGACUUGUUGACACUAUCAAAGUUUCUGUGAUCACAGUAGGAAUUUUGCGUGGGUAAAUUCUAAGUUUUGAAGGAUUUGUAAGAAAUGUUUGAGGGAACUAGCUGAGUCAUUGUUUAACACGGAGUCAGUUUCCUUAAACAUUUCUUGCCUGAAACCUUCAAAACUAGGAAUUUACCAAUACAAAACUAAGAAUUUACCAAACUUUGAUAGUGUAAAUCUGAGCCUUUAGGUAAUACCCUCUGGGUAAUACCCAUUGAACUAUAAAUAAACUGGAAGGCUAACUCAGGGGGGGAAAUUGAAGCCAGUGCAUUUUAGUUUUUCUGAGUUAUGAGCAGAAAUACUCAACACUGAACGUUGGGCUAUAUAUCAAAUUGAAGCUAUUGAAAAACGCUAUUUGGUGAAGAAAUUUCAAGACUUUAGCUAAAAGGGAAAUAUUGAAAAACUACAAACAUAAUUACCGAUAAUUUGCCGUUUUGCAGUUGUUUUUGUAUUUUUUAAAGAUUUUUCUUUUCGCUGAAGUCUUGAAAUUUCCACACCGAAUAGCAAUUUUCAAUAGCUUCAAUUUGAUAUAUAGGCCGACGUUUGGGUUCAAGUAUUUCUGCUCAUAACUCAGAAAAACUAUUUUGGCUUCAUCAAAUCAUAGGCCUUCAUCAUAGCAGUUAGCCUUCCAGUUUAUUUAUAGUUCAAUGGUAAUACCUUCAUGUGGAAAUAAUUUUUGAGUACAGUUCAAAGAGUUCUUUCAAUCUGGACAAAUUUCAUAGAAUGGUUCUAUACAGUUUAAACAUAAAGAUUAACAAAGUGAAACUGUAAGAUUUACUCCAAGGCUGGAGUAAAUCUUACUGUGCGCAGGCUAUACUAUCAGCACGUCUCUGACUCACGUACGAUCAGCCUGGCAGAAAGCCAAACUCUCGUGACUAGCAGUGCGUACCGUAGUCUAUCAAGAUAUGAUGAUCUGGAACUGAACUGAAGAAAAGUCAGUGUGUAUUCGUCCUAUAGGGAUAGCUGAGAUGAAACGUGCAACGGAAGAAUAUUUAAUGAAGUUGAGACAAAGGAUUUGUGCAUGGUGAGGUAUAGUUCAACAUCAAACAAAGCUCUUCUAUUUUGUGGCUUUGAAGUUUUCCAAGCUUCGGAUUUAGCGCGCCAAUAGAAUUCGUCAUGCAAUUCUUCAGGUUUUCACUCGUUUCCAACCGUCCAACUGACGUUACAUCAUUUGAUCAAUUUCUAAAGUUGAUUCUUUUUGGAUUUAUUUUAUUAUUUUGGUUAGAGUUAGG